AGCUAAACGUGUCCUAGCGCUAAACUUAAUUCACAAGCGGCGCAGAGAUCUGAGGUUGUGAAUUUCAGGAGUUAUAUACUGGUUCAUGUACUUCGUGUUGCAAAGGAAGGAGGGGGAAAAACAAGCCGCGGGCAGUGUUGCUUUAAAGGUUCAGUUUUAUCCAGAGAUCGGAAUGCAAAGUACUGAUCAGUGCGGGAUCGAGCUGGAAAUAGACGUAGAGAGUUUGGAAGUGGAUGACGAAGAUCUGGCCGAUUCCCCCGAGGUUGUGCCGGGCCACAGGGAAGAUGGCUCGGCCGAGACCUGCAAGAAGCAGCAGGGCGCCGAGGGGGAUCAGAGGAAACUGAGCCGAACCCCGAAAUGUGCCCGGUGCAGAAACCACGGGGUGGUGUCGUGCCUGAAGGGUCACAAGCGGUUCUGUCGGUGGAGGGACUGUCAGUGUGCUAACUGCCUGCUGGUCGUGGAGAGGCAGAGGGUGAUGGCAGCUCAGGUGGCGCUCAGGAGGCAGCAGGCAACUGAGGAUAAGAAAGGGUUAUCGAGCAAACAUAACCUGGCCGAACGCCGGGCCGUGUACCAGAGGCACCUGAGAACGCCAAGUCUGCUGGCCAAGAGCAUUUUAGAAGGCUAUCGACCAGCCCAGACUGACCCAUACAUGAGAGGAAGCCCACCUUUGCCCCCUCCUGUUAGUGACCGGAUGAGAAAAAGGCGUGCUUUUGCUGACAAGGAGCUGGAGAGCAUCAUGAUGGAGAGGGAGUACAAGGAGAGGGAGAUGAUCGAGGCUGCCCAGGCUGCAGCCGCCUUCUUCCUUCCCAGCGGCAUGGUGCACGCAGCCGAGUACAAUUCCUGCAAAUCCAACUACACUGCGCCGCAGCUUGAUAGACCAAGCAAGGAAAUUCCCCAGCAUUGCAACUUUAUCCCCCCUUGCCUCGAUUUAACCAUGCAGUACUCUGGCUCGGAUAGAGCAGUGGAACUCAUUUCUUCUAACGUCAGCGUAGCCACCACCUAUCGGCAGUACCCUCUCACCCCCAGGUUAAUGGUCUGGCCUAAGUGUGGUGCCAUCAGCGACGCUCUUCUGUACCAGCAAUACGUGCUGAAUGCCAGCAGUGCCAUCCAGAGCCUCAAGCCGGGAGUUGUUUGGGACCCUAAAGCAACUUCGGCGCCGGAAAGUCAUUUGUCCAAUGACAGCCAGGAGUCUCCCAAAAAGCAGGCGCGGGAACUGCAGCAUGUGCCAACCGAGGUGCGAGAGGUGACGGCCGACCACCAACAAGCCCUGGAGAUGCCCUGUGAACGGUCGGCUUUCUCUCCACCAAAGAAAGGCUCCCCCCAGCUCUCCGAGGGCGAUUCGUCGCCCUCAUUGCAGGUACCCAGCAGCCAUUUCAGCAAAGAGAACUCUCAGCCACCACUCGCUGCAGCGAAAUUCAACACCGCCCAGCCGUUCAGCGGCAUGUUCCUCCCGCGGGCCAACGGCCAGCAAGCGCCAUAUGAGAAACCUGCCUCGGAGUUCAAGACUUUCAUCAGUAAAGACAUCAUCGAGGAAGCGGCCAGGAAAUACAGAGAAUACGCCAUCAAGGAAAACCAGCUAUACAAAAAUUCUACCGAAAGAUACAUGAACAAUUUGAUUGUUUCUAAGCAAGCUGGGACAAAAAGCUCGUCUCCUGACUCGCUCUCCUUUUCCGUUGAAUCAAUCCUCAAGAGGCCUUCACCUUCUCUAAGUCGUACUUACCAGUAAAUCACAUUUCAAGUUGUACCGCUUAGAAUUGAUAUUGCAUUCAGUUACAUUCUGAGACCAAAACUGCCUUUUGUGUAAAUGUCUUUGUGAUGUACAUGUUUUAGACAUUGUCUUGUACAGAUAUUAGUAUGGUUCGUGUAUUUUGUCUCC
Messenger RNA from Carcharodon carcharias (great white shark), 1876 nucleotides. RefSeq names its product doublesex and mab-3 related transcription factor 2a (gene dmrt2a). The transcript is spliced from 4 exons. Bases 86 to 1726 code for a protein of 546 amino acids. Gene Ontology annotation, biological process: sex differentiation; regulation of transcription by RNA polymerase II. NCBI's taxonomy places the organism in Eukaryota, Metazoa, Chordata, Chondrichthyes, Lamniformes, Lamnidae. The record is from RefSeq and is a predicted model, not a curated record. Gene Ontology annotation, molecular function: DNA-binding transcription factor activity, RNA polymerase II-specific; RNA polymerase II cis-regulatory region sequence-specific DNA binding. Gene Ontology annotation, cellular component: nucleus.